AACAAUGAAAGACAGAAAAGAUGAACAAAUGUAACAGUGAAUAUGACGAAUAAAUUUCAUGAUGAUGAUUCAUUUCUUUCUUGCUUCGACUGAGUAGUCAGAAAAUAAACAAUAAAGUAUACCUUUCAGUUCACUGCCAAUUAUAAGUAAAUAUUUUUAAAAAUAAAUAAUAAAAAGUUGAAAAGACAAAACUCUAAUCGGAAAAUAUUUUAACAUAAUAAAAAUGCUUUUUUACAGAUUAAUUUAAACGCUCUGAGAUUUUUAUUUAAUUCGUAACUCUCAUCCUAGCGUUAAAAAUAUAUUUGUUCCAUGCCGUAUAUGCAAAGCUGAGUUUUCAAUUAAUGGCAAUUGCAUUGCCCUUACAUCGCCCCAUUUCCACUUUGUCGCAUAUUUUUCCCACGUGCUUCCUGGUCGCUUAAACUUCACCCCAACGGCUAUCGCGGAAACCAAUGCGAAUAGUUGGACGGCUUUUCCAAGAGUGGAGACGAGUCUUCAAAAAUAUUUAUCAAGUAUAAAUAAAAGACAUGGUCAAACAGGAUGCGGAGAAGACUGCCCCUUCCUCUAAAAAGCCCGAGAAGCAAGAGGAUCUCAUGGACCUGGCAGGAGGCGAAGGUCCUUGGCAGAGGUGGAUUUUUGUAGUGGCUGUCCUGUGCGCUUUACCGGAUGCCAGCCACAACAUGGCCAUGACUUUCUUCGCACCCAGUUUAGAUCACUGGUGUUCAAGGCCCCCAGAGGUCAAUGUGACCAUGAAGGAAUGGAAAGCCGUCGCUAUUCCCCCCGAUGACGCUCACUGUUCCAGGUAUAAGUUUCUAAAUGACACCGGUUUCCAAAUGGAUCCAUUUAAGAAUGCAACAUCCAGAGAGACUCUGCAAUGCGAUUCUUGGGAAUACGACGAUUCAAUAUAUAAAUCCACCGUUCUUAGUCAAUGGAACUUGGUGUGCGAUCGGGAAUGGCUGAUUUCGUUGUCCAAAUCGGUCUUUAUCGCAGGAUACUUUCUUUCAGCGACUGGAUUUGGAUAUUUAGCUGACAAAUUUGGCAGAAGACCGAUAAUUGCAAUGUGUAACGCCAUUGCCCUUGUUUCUGCGAUAAGCUCCUUGUUCUCGACUUCGUUCCUCAUGUUUGCCAUCACGAGGUUUUUCAUUGCAGCUGGAGUCACGGGUCUCGACAACAUAACAUACGUUUUAAUGAUGGAAAUCAUCAGCCCGAAAUACAGGUCAGCAUACGGCAUCGGAGUCAACUUUGGCUGGAUCCUCGGUUAUCUUUGCCUGCCGGGAAUCGCCUGGCUUUUAAGAGACUGGAUUUAUAUGCAAAUCGCGCUCACCUUACCAUUUAUUUUCCAUCUGUCCUCCUGGUGGUUCCUGCCAGAAUCCCCUCGUUGGCUCUUGGCCCAUGGGAAAACGGAAGAAGCUGCGAAAAUAAUAUAUAAGGCAGCAAAAAGAAAUGGAUUCGAUCUGUCCGAUGUAAAGCUCAAUGAGGUGAUUUCCCAUACAACCAAGAUUCAUGCAGCUGAAAGCGAAAAAGUGAAUGUCCUGCAAUUAUUUAAACCGGGAUUGUGGCAAAAAACGGUGAUCAUUCUUUAUCUUUGGUUCACCAAUGCCUUCAUGUACUAUGGGAUAUCGUAUAACACAAACGAAUUGGCUGGAGAUCCCUUCCUAAACUUUGCACUGUACGGCGUCAUCGAAAUCCCUGCCUAUGCCAUCACCUUAUUCGUCAUCCAGUCUAAAGGAAGAAGGAUGCCACAAGCCAUGAGCUGCAUAGCAGCUGGACUGUCCUGCUGGAUGAUUUAUCCUAUACCGAAAGAUCCUUGGUGGAUGAGUGAAAUGGUGUCACUGUUCGGAAAAUUCUGCAUCACAUCUUCUUUCAGCAUUCUGUACGUCUUUGCAACUGAACUCUUCCCCACGACAGUAAGGACCGUGGGAUUAGGGGCUGCACAAGUGUGCGCACGGUCUGGAGCCAUCAUUGCUCCAUUUGUGAGAGAAAUGGGUAAAGCCUCGCAUCCUAUCGUUCCUCAACUUAUCUUUGGAUUCUUAGCUGUCACUGCUGGGUUCCUGUCUCUUUUAUUGCCAGAGACAAAAAACUGCAGCAUUCCGGACACCAUAAAAGAAGCGGCUCUAAUAUCGAGGAAAAAAUCUACUAAAAAUGACGUUGAAAACAUAGUUGUACUAAAAGAACUGAAGAGCCGAAACGAAAGCAUUGAUUAAAUACUGAAGAUUUCCAUAAAUAUACUGGAAUUUCUUUUUUCAGAAGUCAAUUUGGUGAGAAAUUAUCAGUAUCAUGUUUUGGAAGUUUCCCAGUGCAUGUAAUACAUUUUUUACUCAUCUUUUCAUCUACUGAAGUUGUUUUAGUUGAUUUUUAAUAUUUAUUACGGUUUUACUGUUAAAUCUGUUGAAUUUUUUUAACAACGGUUCAAUCUUUUGUAAACAUUUCUAAACAAG
Molecule: messenger RNA, 2435 nt
Organism: Argiope bruennichi
Lineage: Eukaryota; Metazoa; Arthropoda; Arachnida; Araneae; Araneidae
Product: organic cation transporter protein-like
Exons: 12
Coding region: 525-2201 (558 amino acids)
Biological process (GO): transmembrane transport
Cellular component (GO): membrane
Molecular function (GO): transmembrane transporter activity
Source: RefSeq, a predicted model, not a curated record